Messenger RNA from Pyrus x bretschneideri (Chinese white pear), 1845 nucleotides. Its product is annotated as probable polygalacturonase. Gene Ontology annotation, molecular function: polygalacturonase activity. Bases 195 to 1565 code for a protein of 456 amino acids. Gene Ontology annotation, biological process: carbohydrate metabolic process. Lineage: Eukaryota; Viridiplantae; Streptophyta; Magnoliopsida; Rosales; Rosaceae. The transcript is spliced from 6 exons. The record is from RefSeq and is a predicted model, not a curated record.
AUUUUAAUUUUAAUUUUAGUUUUAGUUUUCUUUACCAUAUAUAAGUAUUUAUGCUUUGUGUCAUUCAACAAUUAAUGUCUGUAUAGGGCUGCCCUUGCUCUUUGGUUGCUCUGCUUCUUCUUCUUCUUCCUUUUCAUUCUCUGCUCUGCAGUUCUACUGCUUUCUCUCCUGCUGCAGAGAGAGAGCUUUCACUCAUGAAGAUGCUAGUGGUGCUUCUCCUGCUGCUGGCCUUGAGUAAUGCCGUCAAAGUUGACGGAGAAGAUGAUGAGAAACCGUGUGAUAAUAAACUGACAUUAGAGCCAAGGCCGCACAGUGUGUCCAUCUUAGAAUUUGGCGCUGUCGGAGAUGGCAAGACAUUGAACACUCUUGCCUUUCAGAAUGCCAUCUUCUAUCUCAAGUCUUUCGCCGAUAAGGGCGGUGCUCAGCUCUAUGUGCCGCCGGGGAGGUGGCUUACCGGAAGCUUCAACCUCACCAGCCACCUCACACUGUUUUUGGAAAAGGAUGCUGUCAUUCUUGGAUCUCAGGAUCCGUCCCAUUGGGAAAUUGUUGAGCCUUUACCCUCGUACGGUCGAGGGAUUGAACUCCCCGGGAGGAGAUAUCGUAGCUUGAUAAAUGGAUAUAUGUUACAUGAUGUGGUCAUAACAGGUGAUAAUGGAACCAUCAAUGGCCAGGGAUCGGUUUGGUGGGAUUGGUUUAGCUCCCAAUCUCUGAACUACAGCCGUCCGCAUCUUGUGGAAUUCGUUAUGUCUAAAUACGUGGUGGUUUCGAACCUCACAUUUAUAAAUGCUCCCGCUUACAACAUCCAUCCAGUCUACUGCAGUAAUGUACAUGUUCUCAACAUAUCUGUAUCUGCUCCUCCGGACUCCCCUCAUACUGUCGGAAUAGUCCCAGAUUCUUCUGAUACUGUGUGCAUAGAAGAUUGCACCAUUGGCAUGGGGUAUGAUGCCAUUGCCCUCAAGAGUGGUUGGGAUGAGUACGGUAUUGCCUAUGGAAGACCGACCACAAAUGUACACAUCCGGCAUGUCACCUUACAAUCAGCUACUGGUUCUUCUCUUGCCUUUGGUAGUGAGAUGUCCGGUGGCAUUUCUAACGUACUUGUUGAGCAGGUCCGCCUCCACAACUCCUUUAGCGGCAUUCAGUUCCGAACAACAAAGGGUAGAGGCGGUUACAUCACAGACAUCAUCAUAUCAGAUGUAGAAGUAGAAAACAUCUACAUGGCAUUUGGUGCCUCUGGCCAGUUUGGUUCUCAUCCUGAUGACAAAUAUGAUCCUAACGCUCUCCCUGUUUUGGAUCACAUCACAUUGCAAGACGUUGUUGGCACAAACAUCACCAUUGCCGGACGCUUCACUGGCAUCGAAGAAUCACCAUUCACUUCUUUCUUUCUAUCCAACAUCUCCUUAUCAUUAAAUUCUGCUUCUCCCACUACUUGGGAUUGUUCGUAUGUUUCCGGCUCUUCUGAGUCUGUCUUUCCAGAACCAUGUUCCGACCUCAAUACCUCGUAUUCAAAUCCUUCCUCCGCCCACAUUUCGCUGCUCACCGUGAAUGGAAAAGCCGCGGUCUUAUGAUACCAAUUCCGCCGAACUCCGGUUAUAAUUUUCAGCCAAAAUCUACAAUGAGGGAAAGAACCAAAGAUUUUCUACCAUUGCCAUUCAAAAUUAGACCACAUUCUUUUAAAUAAGACACAUGUUCAGAUUACUUGUUUCAUCUUCUUUUUCAUCCUGUAGAUUUGCAGUCUCGCAUGUUCUUUUAUAUUCUGCAGAUUAUUUGUACAGCUUCAUUUCUUCAUUCAUGUGUAAGCAAAUUUUUGGUAGUGAUGAUGCAAGGGAACUCGGCUUUUUGUUAGUA